GUUAUCAACCCCUCCUUCACAGUUUCACUGGUAAAGAAAUAGUCACUAGGUCGCCAUAAAGUGCAAUAGUUUCCAAAUAAAUGUGUAUGAGCUUUGAGAAUCCUUUAUGCUUUGAGUGUUUUCCAUUGGAGUAACACAAUGGACUGGAGAAUUACUACAACUGUAUUCUUGUCAGUGUUAAAAGCUGCACUUUGUUAUAACAUCGAACCCGUGGCUUGGAAGACAUUGACUCAACCUGCUGCAGGUUUUGGAUACCAGGUGGUGCAGCGGGAAGUAGACUUGCUGGUCAGUGCUCCUCUUGAACAGUAUUCACAAAGAGGAAGAGGACAAAUAUAUAAGUGCUCCACCGAAUCAUGUAGUAAACUAUCGGGUCCAGGGAUCCAAUUUCCCAUCAACAUGUCUCUUGGUUUGACAAUGGCAAGUGAUCCCUCCAGACAAAACACUUUGGCGUGUGGUCCAACCAUCCCAAAGGAUUGCCAAAGUAUCACCAUGUACAGCGGUGCAUGCUGGCAGAUAGACCGUAAUGAUAAAUUUAAGGGUCCCGUACCUUCUUCUGAUCGAGCGUGCCCAUCAGCAGACAUUGCAUUUCUGUUGGAUGGCUCUGGCAGCGUAUCAAAUACGGAUUUUAAAACAAUGAAAGGUUUUGUGAAAAAUCUGGUCCGCUCACUCCUGCCACUAGGCACAAAGUUUGCCAUUGCCCAAUUCGCCAGGGAUCCCAAGAUCCAUUUUUUCUUCAAUGAUUUUCUCUCUGGAACUAAACCAUGGGAAGCUAAAAUUGAUGAGAUUAAACAACUCGGGUCAACAACUUACACAGCUGAAGCCAUCAAACAUGUGGUCACAAAUGUUUUCAUACCAAGUAGAGGUUCCCGGUCAAAUGUGAAGAAAGUCUUGAUAGUCAUUACCGAUGGAGAAUCACACGACCGGCGUGAUUUGCCAUCUGCAGCAGCGUUAGCUGAGAAGGCAAAUAUUGUUCGAUUUGCUGUUGGAGUGGGGGACGCAUUUAAGAAACCAGCUGCAAUAAAUGAACUGGAGACCAUUUCAUCUUCUGCCACAGAAAACGUAUUUCAAGUGAAGAGUUUUGACGCACUUGAAAAAAUAAGGGAGAGUUUGCAGGCCAAACUCUUUUCCAUUGAAGGAUCAAAAAGUGGAGAGUCACUGAAACUGGAAAUGGCUCAAGAGGGAUUCAGCGCAGCUUAUGCGCCUGAGGGAAUUCAGAUGGCUAUUGUUGGUGCCAAUGAGUGGAAAGGAGGCUACCUCCAAUACCCAGUGUCGACAAGCCUCAAGACGAGCUCCUAUGAGCCUAAUAUAGAGGCUGACAGUUAUCUGGGUUACUCCAUGGCAGUCGCUAGAACGAGGCAAGGCACAUUAACAAUUGUUGGAGCUCCAAGAUAUCAACACAGAGGAGUUGUGAUGGUAGUUUUCCAAAACUGGAAGCAAAAAAAGAUUGAUCCCUUUCCAUGGCAGUUUCAGAGUGGUGAAUAUUUUGGGUCAGUUGUUUGUGCGUUGGACGUGGAUCUUGACACUUACACUGACCUAAUCCUCAUAUCUGCCCCUAUGUUCGUGGACACCGAUAGAGAGGGACGAGUUUACGUUUGCGACGUAGCUGGUUUGGAUGUGGAGUGUCACUUAGAUUCUCCGUCAGUACUAAGAGGGGAGGCAUCCCACAAAGGAAGGUUUGGGUCUUCUCUCGCUAUGGUGCCCGAUCUUAACGAAGAUGGUCUCAGUGAGUUGGCAGUUGGAGCGCCUUUGGAAGAUGACGGUCAAGGCAGUAUCUACAUAUUCAAUGGUGAAGGAAGAGGAAGAAUCAGUUCCGCUUACUCACAGAGAAUUGCUGGCUCUGAAGUCCGGUCAGGACUGAAGUUCUUCGGCACGUCGAUCAGUCAGUCGUCUUUUGACCAUAGUGGCGACAAAUUGCCGGAUUUAGCUGUGGGUUCAAAGGGCGCAGUUGUUUUACUUAGGUCAAAGCCUAUAGUAACGGUACAAGCUACAGUGUCGUUCAGCCCAAACCAAAUCUCUACUCAAGGCUCGGACUGCUCAAAGCCUUUGAAGAACACAGCAACAAUCUGCUUUACCAUGACCAAGCUCUCUCCAGUAGACAGAGCUCAAGCAAUGAUUAACUAUACUCUAACGCUGGAUGCCACCCGCAAAGUCCCAAACAACCGGGCCUACAUUGUUGCAAAACAGCGAGAGAAGAUUGGAACAAUUACUCUUGACUUACUGCGUCGAAGAUGUGCCAACGUUGAGUACUUUGUCGAGGCCUGUCCAGAUGAUUCCCUCAAUGCACUUUCCAAUGAACUCAGAUUCACCUUUAAAGGUUUACCUAACAACGGAAAUCCCCUUCCGAGUCUCGCCCUGCAGGUGCAGACAACAAGCUUUCAUCCUUUAGGGUUCGAGAUCAAUUGCGGCACAGAUGAUAAAUGUGUCGAUGACCUGAAAUUAAAUUUCAACUUCAGCAGUUCCUCAGAGGUUAGAGUGGGCAUUGAUGAACUCUUGGAUGUCACUGUCUCAGUGGAGAACAGCGGGGAAAACUCUUACAACAGCCGAGUCAGUCUCACCUACCCAGCCGAUCUCUCAUACAGGAAGUUUACAAUUCUGCAGGGAAGAAUCGAGUGCAGGUCCUUGGACAGUGAAGAUGGCAUUACGAGAGGAAUGACAGACUGCACUGUUGACAAGCCUAUUUUGAAGAGCAACACUAAGGCUUUCUUCAUCAUCUCCUAUGGGAUCGAAACUAACAGUCAACUUGGCAGGAGGAUUUUUGUCUCUGCUAAUGCUACCAGUGGGAAUCAGGAGCACUCCGACUCGAGUGAACUCUACAAAAUCAAAGGGAUUGAUGUGAAGUACAGCAUUUUUGCUACGAUUGAAAGUACCCUUAGCUACAGCAACUUCUCUUCCGGCAAGAAUAAUCUGCACAAACCAGUCCAACAAUCGAUUGUGGUUACAAAUGAUAUUAGAGCUCUGAAUUUCACUGUGGUGAUCAGGGUGCCAGUGAAGCUCGGUGAUAAAGACAUCUGGGUGGAUUCCCGCAAUUUGCAGAUUCCAGAUUGCCAAAGAGAAAUGGAUGAAGUACCUAUUGUCACAGAUUUUAUUGCUAAGAUACAGAAAAAUAAGUUGGUGGACUGUUCUGUAGCCAGGUGCACAGUUUUCAAGUGCAGUAGGUUCAUGGGAAGACUGGAGAGUAAAAAGUACAACAUCUCUGCCAACCUUAGUUCGGGAUGGAUAGAGCAGAUUGGACUUCAAUCUGCCAAAUUCCUCUUGACCAGCACAGCCAGUCUGGAGUACGACAGUAACCAGUACAUCUUUUUUUCAACGGGGUCUAACAACAAGCCUCCUGUUCACAAGAUUGAGGCAGAGGUAGAUGUGUAUCGUGAACCAGACUUCACCAAAGAGAUUGUUGGAGGAUCCCUGGGAGGGUUGGCUUUCCUGGCUUUACUCACCGCUGGCCUGUAUAAGGCUGGAUUUUUCAAGAGUAAAUACAAGGAAAUGAUUAACAAUGAUGCGGCAGAUCCGGGGGUUGAUGGAGACGCACCCGCACCGGAAUGACAAAUAUAAAAUCUGCAGCUUUUUCACAGACGCAGCUUUUUCCAGAUCAAAUCUACUCAUAGAAGCAGCCUGACCGCAAAGCAACAAAGCUGUUUCAACAUCUACAGUGGCACCUACGUCAACUCUGAUUACUUCAUCUGAGCCAUUACUCAGAGCUCUAGCAUUUUUAUAAUGUUUUUGGCAUUUUCAGGACGAUUUUUGGGGAAGAAGACUACUUUGGGUUGAAUAAACUAGAAAGCUUAGCUCUAUCUGAAAUCACUCCCUCACUCUAGCAUUCAUUAUUUCCUAUAACAGAGGUUCCCAACCAGGGGGUCAGGAAUGCAACAAGGGGUCGCAAGAUGAUUUCCUGGUUAGGAAGUAAUACUAAGUCAGUGCUGUAAAGAUUUACCUCUUCUUGUCCCUAAAAAAGUCUGAGCAGAAAAAAUCUCUUUCACCCUUGAAUAAAGGACUGCAAGCAGACAUCGGUU
Molecule: messenger RNA, 4007 nt
Organism: Anoplopoma fimbria (sablefish)
Lineage: Eukaryota; Metazoa; Chordata; Actinopteri; Perciformes; Anoplopomatidae
Product: integrin alpha-X-like
Exons: 30
Coding region: 139-3540 (1133 amino acids)
Biological process (GO): cell-matrix adhesion; cell-cell adhesion; cell adhesion mediated by integrin
Cellular component (GO): integrin complex; external side of plasma membrane
Molecular function (GO): integrin binding
Source: RefSeq, a predicted model, not a curated record